UUUUUUAACCUCUCGGCCUCCCCAUCCCCUUCCCCCAUCUGCGUCAAUCUCGAAAAUGGUGCGCCGUUUCUGUCACAAUAUAUGGCAGCCAAUGGGAGCUACCAAAUCUCAACUUUCGUUUGACGGGCUGCAGGCCGUCAGGUCGACGGUGACGGGCCCGACACCGACAGACUGACGGUCAAGUGUGAACUGCGUUUUACGGGCGCAGCGAAGCGAAACCACAGGAUCGGGAUCGUUGAACGCGGAAGGGGGCUUCAAUAGUUGGUGUGCCCAUGACCGUGGUGUGCCCCCUUGUUUACAGGGGCGUAUCAUCUUUAAAUUAGAAGCUGAAUGUUUGUUUUCUCUAGUGUUAUCAGUCGUGCCUUGUUUUGAAGUCAUUGAAGAGGGAAUCUUUCCCCUCACAUCGUAGUCGUUCCAGUUCGUAUCAUCGCAGUUCAAGUUGCAGUGGCAGUGCUGUUCUGACUUCAAAACUUCGAAGAUCGCUUGAACGCUUAGUUUUACACUGGAUUAUUGAGUAUCGUGGAAUGGCAAGAUGAGAGCAGGAAUGGAAUAUCAAUAUUUUGGUUUUAAGUUCCGAAAAAAGUUGAUUUUCAUCUUAGUUAUAUUACUCCUGUAUAUACAUGCUGGCCAAACGAAGACUGAUGGCUCAAAUGUGGACCAUAAGUGUGGAGAUAAUUUGUGCAUUAAUGGGGAUUGCAUAGAUGGAAACUGCACAUGUUAUGCUGGUUGGAAAGGUCCAAGCUGUCAGCUUUGUGGAGGAAGAGUAAGGCUGACUGAGCCGGAGGGCGUCAUCACCCACGGGAUCGGCAACUACUCAAUCGACAUGCAGUGCACGUGGCUGAUCGACGGCGCCGACAACCGCACCAUCCAGCUGUACGUGGACGACUUCGCCACCGAGUGCGGAUGGGAUCACGUCUACAUCUAUGACGGUGACAGCGUCUACAGCAACCUGCUGGCCGUCUAUAGCGGCAUGGUGCAACUGGACAAGUUCGCCACUCACAACCUGACCUCCUUGGAGGCAAAGUCGGGUUCGGCCUACGUGCAUUUUUAUUCGGAUGCUGCCUACAAUAUGACCGGCUUCAAAAUAACAUACAAGUACCACUCGUGCCCCAGUAUCUCCAGCGCGCUCAACUGCUCGGGGAACGGCGCGUGCGACCCGGAGUCGGGCCUGUGCACGUGUAACGCCGGCUGGGGUGGCCGGGCCUGCAGUGAGCCACACUGCCCGCGUGACUGCAGCGGCCACGGCGAGUGUGACCAGCAGCGGCACCGCUGCCGCUGCCACCGCGGAUACAGAGGCUCGGACUGCAGUCAGCUGGAGGAGGAGGGUUUCUGGGAGCUCCUGCCACCCUCCCCCUAUCCGCCCUCCAAGUACGUGCCCGCCGGACGCGCCUCGCACGCGGCCAUCAUCAAAGGCGACUCCAUCUGGCUGUUUGGCGGAGAGUCCUUCACGCCCACUGCCUUCGUGGUCAAGUACGACAUUAACGGCGGUGUCUGGGAGGAGAUUCACACGUCGGGCAGCCAGGUGCCCAAGGGCCGCUACGGCCACUCCGCCGUUCUCAGAGGGGAUAACGUGUACAUGUACGGCGGCGUCCGUUACGAGGACGACGUUGGCAAGUACGGCGGCGCCAUAACGCACGAGCUGUGGGCGCUGGACACCACCACCAAGCAGUGGGAGCUGAAGCACGUGCGAUCAGAGGGCUGCUACCGCGGUGACGUGGUCUGCGGCCCGCUGGCCGUCGUCGGCCACUCGGCCGUGGUGAUCGGAGACGAUCGCAUGCUGGUGCUGUUCGGCCACUCGCCCGUCUACGGAUACGUCAACUACGUGCAGACCUACCACUUCGGCACGGGCAAGUGGAGCGUGCACGGCUCUCAGGGCGCGCUGCUGAAGGGCAGCUACGGCCACAGUAGCGUCUGGGACCCUCACAGUCGGCUGGUGUACGUCUACGGCGGCCACCUGUCCGACAACAUCGCCACCUACUCGCUCUCCAACCUGCUGCACUCGCUCGACCCCGAGACCAUGAAGUGGAAGCGCCUGUCGCCGGUGGACUCGUCGCGUUUCCUCCACUCGGCCGUCUACCUGGACGGCCUGGUGCUGGUGUUCGGUGGCAACACGCACAACGACACGUCGUACAGCCAGGGCGCGCGCUGCUACAGCCAGUCGUUCCUGGCGUACGACCCGGCCUGCGACCGGUGGCACACGCUCCGGCCGCCCGCACACUUCCCGCACGACCUGUCCCGGUACGGACACGCGUCGGUCACCUACGCCGAGAGCAUGUACGUGGUGGGCGGCUACAACGGGCGCACGUUCAGCGACGUCAUCCGAUUCACGCCCGGCCAGUGCCGCGGCUACAGCAGCAAAAAGUCCUGCCUGGGGGCCACCAGCGCCACCAUCGGCGUCAAGUGCACCUGGAACAGGAAGACACGGACCUGUGAGCCCUUCUCACAAGCCAGCUCAAAAACGCACGACAUCUGUCUGGACGAUGGCGAGGAGGAGGACGCGGGCGGCCCGUCGCCGGCCGAGUGGUGCGCCGAGAUCACCUCCUGUCCGACCUGUAUCCACUCGCGGCACGACUGCGUCUGGUGCGGCAGCAGCUGCGCGCACCAAAAGUGCAAGGGAAUCGUCAAGCCGAUCACGUCUGACGACCAGUGCCAGCCGAGCCACGCGUCCAACUGCAACCUGCUGCACAACUGCCACGCCUGCCACACAGAGUCCUACUGCAAGUGGGAGCACGAUCACAAGUGCUACACAUACAUACAGACCAAAGCCAACAAGACUCAGAUGGCGAGUCAGAUUCCGCAGGCGCCGUGCGGCCCGUCCUGCAGUGAGCGGACCACGUGUGCCAACUGCACGGCCGCCAGCUGCAUGUGGUGCAUCAACAAAAUGAGGUGUGUGGAGAACAACGCGUACGUGGCCUCGUUUCCGUACGGCCAGUGCAUGGAGUGGACCACGCAGAAGCCAAAGUGUGACGCCAUCCCGCCGGGCGGUUUCUCGUGUAACGCGCACAAGACGUGCGAACGGUGUCAGGAGGACCCGGGCUGCGGCUGGUGUGAUAACGGCUCCGGCACCGGUGUCGGCACCUGUCUGAGAGGCGGGUUCGCCGGCCCGACCAACGCCACCUGCCCCAAGAAACGCUGGAACUUCCUCAGCUGUCCGCCGUGCCAGUGUAACGGUCACAGCACGUGUUACGUGGGUAACAGCACGUGCAUGCCGUGCGGCGACCUGACGGCCGGCGAGCACUGUCACAUCUGCCAGCAGGGCUUCUUCGGCGACCCCGUCAACGGCGGCUCCUGUCAGCCGUGCGACUGCAACAACCACGGCACCGACUGCCACCCGGAGACGGGCAAGUGUUACUGCAACACCAAGGGCAUCGUGGGCGACCGCUGCGAUCGGUGUGACAAGCACAACAAGUUCCUCGGCGACCCGGCCAACGGCGAGGACUGCUUCUAUAAUUUAGCGCUGGACUUUCAAUUCACGUUCAACAUGACGAAGCCGGAGGACCUGCACUUUAAGCGGAUCAACUUCAUGAACCGUCCGAUCAGGGACGACCUGAACACCGACUUCCGAAUCACGUGCUCGGAGCCGGCCAAAAUCAACAUCACCGUCAAAACGGUGCUGGACCCGGAGCGGGUGAUCCUCUCCGACUUCAACUGCACAGAGUACGAGCACACGUUCGCCCAGUCCGAGUACAACUUUGACGCGGCGCACAACACCACCUUCUACGUGUACGUGUACGAGCUGCGGCCGCCGCUCUUCGUCCAGGUGGCCUUCUCGCAGCACCCGCGCCUCAACCUCAGACAGUUCUUCAUCACAUUCUCCACAUGUUUUCUUCUGCUGUUGGUGAUAGCCGCGCUGUUGUGGAAAAUAAAGCAGAAGUACGAUAACUACAGGCGUCGCCAGCGUCUGUUUGUCGAGAUGGAGCAGAUGGCCAGCCGGCCGUACGCCCAGGUUCUGCUGGAGCUCAGCCGGCGGGUGCCGCCCAGCACGGCGCCGCAGCCGGCCGUCCGACGGAGGCACAGGCCGGUGCCGUGUCCCAUAGUGCUGGAGCAGUGCGCCGGCAACCGGGCGGCGCUCAUCACGGUGGUCAUAGAGGGCCCCACCGGCGGCCACCAGUUCGCGCCCGCCGGAGUGUCGGGUAUUAACGUGGGCACGGCCCUGGUGGCGGACGGCUCGAGCCGGAAGGACAGCGUCGACCGCUCGCACAAGGCCGACAGCCGCAAGGCGCUGAAGACGACGCUAACGCCCGGCUCGGACGUGUGUGUGUAGUCGGCUGGACAGCCCGGUGAGCCGGACGUGUGAGAGGCGCCGCCCGCCGCGCCACGGCGCACGGCGCCCCGUAUAUGUGAUAACGUAGUCAAUACACGUACUGAAUGCUUUAUAUUUUAGAGAUGAUGCGCCCGUGCCGGCGCGCGUGUAUGGCGUCGGCUGGGCGCUCGUGUGUUGCGCGUGGCUCGUUGUUUUGUUCUCAUUGUGACGCGGCGCGGCCAAUGGACAAUGGUGUGCCGCCCCGGCGCCUGAUUGACCCGCAGAUGACGUCACACACGCGCGCGCGUGACGUCACUUGUGUCCGCGGUGGUCCCCGCUCUCUCUGUCGUAGGAGCGGGCCGGCCGGCCGGCGGGCGUCUCGUUUUGAUGGUAUUUGCCUGAGGUUUUGUUGUGCCCACUCAUUGCGUAUUGACAGAACACCGUCGCGUAUUUAUUGCCAUUCCUGUUAGCGGCUCAUCCGUGUACGCUCACUAAUGGUAAUGGAAUUAAGGCCUAUAUUUCAAUAUAAAAACCUAUCCACGC
Amphibalanus amphitrite is the source of this 4786-nucleotide messenger RNA. Its product is annotated as attractin-like protein 1. The transcript has 22 exons. The record is from RefSeq and is a predicted model, not a curated record. Gene Ontology annotation, molecular function: protein binding. NCBI's taxonomy places the organism in Eukaryota, Metazoa, Arthropoda, Thecostraca, Balanomorpha, Balanidae. The coding region runs from base 533 to 4264 and encodes 1243 amino acids. Gene Ontology annotation, cellular component: Golgi apparatus.